Ustilaginoidea virens is the source of this 804-nucleotide messenger RNA. RefSeq lists its product as uncharacterized. Lineage: Eukaryota; Fungi; Ascomycota; Sordariomycetes; Hypocreales; Clavicipitaceae. The record is from RefSeq and is a predicted model, not a curated record. The transcript has 3 exons. The coding region runs from base 1 to 804 and encodes 267 amino acids. Gene Ontology annotation, cellular component: endoplasmic reticulum; endoplasmic reticulum membrane.
AUGUUGCUCGCCUCGUUGCUUUCCCUGCUCGUCCUGCAGGUCUUUGGCGCGGCUGCGGCCGAUGCUGCUCCCGCCGACGACGAUGACGGCACCCCCCCCCGCCAGCCUAGGCUCGCGGCCAGCGUCAAGACCACCUUCCCCGACGGCGACGUCCUCGGCGUCCGCCUCGUCAACGGCCGCCCGACAAAGGCCCUCGUCGAAAUCACCAACAAGGAGGACGGCCCCGUCGAGCUCGCCUUCCUGGCCGGCCUCCUCGCCACCACCAAGCAGCUGCCCAAGGACGCCCCCGCGUACCAGUCCAUCAUCCGCAACUUGACCGCCGUCAAGUACAACCACGAGAUCGAGGCCGGCGAGACCAAGGCCUUCCCCUUCUCCUUCGCCCUGGACAUGCAGCCGCAGGAGGUGAAGCUGCAGAUCGCCGCUGUGUUUGCCAAGGACGGCAAGAUGCACCAGCUCAAGGCUCACGACGGCGUGGCAUCCAUUGUCGAGCCUCCUACCAGCUUCCUCGACCCUCAGAUCAUCUUCCUGUACCUGGUUCUGUCUGCUGCCUUUGUCGGCACCCUCUACUUCGUCUACAAGACCUGGAUCGAGGCUCUCUUCCCCCAGGCUAAGCGCUCCUCCAAGACGUCGGGCGGAAGAAAGACCAAGGCCGUCGAUGCCGACGCCUCCCUCUCUGGCUCCGAGUCCGUCGGUGUUUCCACCGGCGCCAAGACCUACGACGAGAGCUGGAUCCCCGAACACCACAUCAACCGACCGGUUGCGAAGCGCCUCAAGUCCAACCCCAAGAAGAAGGGCGCCGAGUAG